UUUCUUAGUUGCAAAGAAAAAAAAACCAGAAGGGUCCUAGAAAUAUGCAAAUGUAGUUGAACCCCAAUAACCAGGCAAAGCUCUCGUUCCCUCUGUCCGAGCUUUGAGCGGCCUGACACAGGACUUGCUGAGCAAUGAGUCAGGAGUUGUUUAUAUACAGCUUUGUGGCUCGGGGGACGAUGGUGUUAGUCGAGUACACCGAGUUCACUGGAAACUUCCCGGCGAUUGCUGCUCAGUGUCUCCACAAACUACCCUCCUCCAACAACAAGUUCACCUACAACUGUGAUCACCAUACUUUCAAUUUUCUCCUCGAGGAUGGUUACGCAUACUGUGUUGUUGCAAAAGAAUCUGUUAGCAAGCAGAUCUCUAUUGCUUUCCUAGAACGUGUGAAGGCAGACUUUAAGAAAAGAUAUGGUGGCGGAAAAGCAGAUACAGCCACUGCCAAGAGUCUUAACAGGGAGUUUGGACCGAAUAUGAAAGAGCAUAUGAAAUAUAUCAUUGAUCAUGCUGAAGAGAUUGAAAAGCUAUUAAAAGUGAAGGCUCAAUUUUCAGAAGUCAAAAGCAUAAUGUUAGAGAACAUUGACAAGGCUCUUGAUAGAGGGGAGAAUCUAUGUAUUCUCAUGGACAAGACCGAGAUAUUGUGUACACAGGCCCAAACUUUCAAAAACCGAGGAACUCAAAUUCACCGGAAGAUGUGGUAUCAAAACAUGAAAAUCAAAUUGGUGGUUCUAGGAAUUUUGUUAUUUUUGGUCCUCAUUAUCUGGCUUUCUAUUUGCCAUGGAUUUGACUGCACAAGCUAGCAUAUAGAUUUUUGUGCAUUAAUGUUUGAGUGCGCAAUUUGGCGAAAUAUUCUACUUUGAAGGGGGAGCUUUGGCUUGGCAACUGGAGGUAAAAAUGCAAAACCUUACCUUCUUUGAUGGUUAGUAUACAUUAAGCCUUGGGAAUUUUUUUUAUAAAGAGAGGGGGGAUAUAUCUUUGUUUAA
Prosopis cineraria is the source of this 983-nucleotide messenger RNA. Its product is annotated as vesicle-associated membrane protein 724. Gene Ontology annotation, cellular component: membrane. Lineage: Eukaryota; Viridiplantae; Streptophyta; Magnoliopsida; Fabales; Fabaceae. Gene Ontology annotation, biological process: vesicle-mediated transport. The transcript is spliced from 5 exons. The record is from RefSeq and is a predicted model, not a curated record. Bases 135 to 800 code for a protein of 221 amino acids.